CAACGCGAUCGGUUGUGUUUCAUUUCAUACGUACAACUACGUAGUGCUUUUAUAAUUGUGUUUUAUUAUUAAAACUAACUAUAAUAUUAUUUAAAGUUUUUUGUGAACAAACUGACUCUAUUUUUGUGUUAUUAGUUAUUUUGUGAAAGUGUAAAUAUAUUUUUUAAUUGCUUAAAUUGCAGCAGAAAUAAGAUAAAAGAAAUAAUGUAAACUGGACCCGAAACUUCUAAACCAAGAAACAUGUCAAUCAAGAGAUAGCUAAUUACAAACAAAAUGGCGGACGAAAAAGAUUGGAUCGAUUACAUAGCAUCAGCAUCACAGAAUCUAACCAACAUAAAGACCAUAGACAAAAUAAAUGAUAUAAACGGAGUGAUUCCACAUUCGAAUUACAGUUUAAACGAUAAUGAUACUGGCUUUCUAGAAUAUUCCAAUUUUACAACGGAUGAUUAUUGCUCGUCGAAUCAUUCCCAUGUGUACCUAAACGUCACGUGUGAGUUCCCAAUCAACUACGCGGAACCGAUGUAUGGAUACAUCGCACCAUUUCUCCUAGCCACAACAACGGUUGCUAACACUUUGAUUGUCGUCGUAUUAUCUCGUCGUCAUAUGAGAACACCUACAAAUGUAGUGCUUAUGGCAAUGGCACUAUGUGAUAUGUUUACUAUGUUGUUCCCAGCACCAUGGCUGUUCUAUAUGUAUACAUUUGGUAAUCACUACAAGCCGCUAAGUCCAAUACAGGCGUGUCAAGCAUGGAAUUAUAUGAACGAGGUGAUACCGGCGAUGUUCCACACUGCCAGCAUCUGGCUGACGCUCGCAUUGGCCGUGCAGAGAUACAUCUACGUCUGCCACGCACCCGUCGCAAGGACUUGGUGCACAAUGCCACGGGUGAUGAAGUGUCUGAUCUACAUCGGUAUAGCGGCCUUCUUACAUCAACUUCCUCGCUUCCUAGACCGUCAAUACGUCCCGCACAUCACAGUAUGGCGUGGCCACUUCGAGGAAGUCUGCAGGAUAGAGAUGGCGCCGUGGGUACACGCGUUAUCGUUGGACGGUUAUUUUAUAACGUAUUUCGGAUUCCGUGUAUUAUUCGUACAUUUAAUACCUUGUACAUCACUAGUUGUGCUGAAUGUUUUAUUAUUUAGAGCAAUGAAAGCCGCACAGAUAAAUAGACAGAAAUUAUUUAAAGAGAAUAGAAAAUCUGAAUGUAAAAGAUUGCGUGACUCAAACUGUACAACGUUGAUGUUAAUCGUUGUUGUUACUGUUUUUCUCUUGGUAGAAAUUCCAGUAGCUGUUGUUACUAUAUUGCAUAUUAUAUCGAGUACAAUUGUUGAUUUCUUGGACUAUCAUAUUGCUAAUAUAUUAAUUUUAAUAACUAAUUUCUUUAUCAUCGUCUCUUAUCCUAUUAAUUUUGCUAUUUAUUGUGGUAUGUCAAGACAAUUUCGUGAAACUUUUAAAGAGCUUUUUAUUAGAGGUGCGGUAACUAGUAGAAAUGGUGGUUCAAGUAGAUAUUCUUUGGUUAACGGACCUCGAACUUGUACUAACGAGACUGUACUUUAAUUGACAUUUCUUAGCGUGGGUUUACACUGGUGACACUAACAUAUCUAUUAUCUGAUAUGUUUUUGUUACAUAAUAAUGGAAACACACGAUUAUAAUAUUUUAGAGUUAAUGUGUAUUGUA
Molecule: messenger RNA, 1671 nt
Organism: Papilio xuthus (Asian swallowtail)
Lineage: Eukaryota; Metazoa; Arthropoda; Insecta; Lepidoptera; Papilionidae
Gene: SPR
Product: Sex peptide receptor
Exons: 6
Coding region: 274-1551 (425 amino acids)
Biological process (GO): G protein-coupled receptor signaling pathway
Cellular component (GO): membrane
Molecular function (GO): G protein-coupled peptide receptor activity
Source: RefSeq, a predicted model, not a curated record